UCCAAAGUCAUCAUAUGAUUUUUUAAACUUUUACUUAUACGUUUCCUACUCUCAACAUGAAUUCAUUUGAGCUUUUUCAGUUGAAAUUUUAUAGUUUAUAGUGAGUGACAUCAUUUUUGACAUUUUGUGUUUUUAGACAUUAUUGAUUAGUUUUUUUUUUCCAUUCUAUCUUUGUUCUGUAAUUUGAAAAAAUUAUAUUUUAUUAUAUUUUUGAAUGUUUUGGCAAAAAGGAUGGUCGUUUUUUCGUUUACAGUGAAUUUUUAAAAGUUUUUAGGCUUUUUGAAUGUUUUCUCUGAUCUAUAAAAUGUUCGACAUUGAUAUCGGCAGUUGCCGAAGUUGCCGAAAAAAAGUUCGGCAUUUGCCGAAGUUCGAAGCCGAAGUUGCCGAACCCGAAAAAUUUCGGCAACCGGCAACUUUUGGUUGCCGAAAAUUCGGCAACUUUUCGGCAACCGGUAAACUAGUGCGGGUUGCCGCACAGCCCUGGUUGUAUUGGGACUUCUAUUGGAGGCAGGCACGGUUUCAGGGCCCAUAGUGGCCGACACUUUUCGUGUUCCGCGCCCAUAUAUAUUUUCAAAAUGUGUGAUACGAUUCUGAUGUCAAAAUCAUUGCUCGAUAUGCCUUUGCUUGUGGUUAAUUUGAUUUUGGAAAAAUCGGAGCUUAUUGAUCGAAUGAAUUCUCGCAACGUUUGUAAAAGUUUGAGACAAGUCGUUGAUAAAUGUGCAAUUCGUUGUGGUAAAAUCAUUCUUGACAUUGAGGAUAAAUAUGUGUCAAUGCAUUUGGACGGAAACAAAAUAGUAUACACUGAUGCAGAUGAUAAUUGUACGACAGUGACUUACAAUGAUCAAGAAAAUGAAAUUGAAGGAGAAACUUUUUUGGUAAUAGCACUCAACGAUUUGAAGGUAGCACUUAAACACGUAUCAUGCUUUGCUUAUGUGGACAAUACACUUGAUAGAUACCAAAAUAUCACAUAUUUCAAGAGAUUUUUGAAAUCAGAAGAAACUUUGCAUGUUGAGGAAGUGGAGAUUUGGAAUUCAUACGUCGAUGAUGUCAUGACUAUUCUCCGAUGCUGCGAUUCUGAAGUAUUGAAAGAUAUUGGAUUCUCGUGUAGUGACAUGACUGAUCAAUUUCCACGGAUAGCCCAAUUGGACCAGUACAAAAAAGCAAAAAGGAUUCGUCUCAAACAUUUUGUUUUAAAAGAAGAACAAAUCGAAAAUUUGUUCCAUUUAGAAGAAUUCGAAUUUGAAAUGGAUGAAUUAUCCGUGCAAACUGCAGUUAAAAUAAGAGAUAAUCUUUUGCAAAGAAGUACAUUCCGAAGAUGCGAAAUUGAUCUUAACCAAUCAAAUAGCCGAGUCCUAAAUGGAGUUGCAAAUGUAUUCAAACCGGAUUACAAUGGUGAUGUGAAAUUUGAAGUUGAAUACUCAAACGACAACUACAAAUUUGUGGUAUCGCUUGGAGAAUGUAAAUUUUACCCAUCUUUCUUGGUUUUUUGGGUCAAAAAAGUGUAAACAGUUUUUCGUAUAAUAAACGUAUAUUGAAAUAAUACACCGAUUUUUUGAUAAAAUUGUUUUAACUUUGA
Caenorhabditis elegans is the source of this 1576-nucleotide messenger RNA. RefSeq names its product F-box domain-containing protein (gene fbxa-69). The transcript has 4 exons. The record is from RefSeq and is marked reviewed. The coding region runs from base 576 to 1505 and encodes 309 amino acids. NCBI's taxonomy places the organism in Eukaryota, Metazoa, Nematoda, Chromadorea, Rhabditida, Rhabditidae.